CCGCCGUCAGUUAAACCGCGUACGUUGCUAGGAGAGGUCGUAUCGCUCGCGCGCCAAACCGGUCGGAAUGUCGGGGAACCUGUCGGCGGGAUGGCGGACCAGGGCGUGAUAGUUGCGCCAUGUUGAAGCAUGCUCAGCGGCCGCCGGCGGCGAACGAUGGCGACCACCGAUACCAGAACAUGCCGCGGCGGCCGCACCAUCACAUACCCUUGAACGUCUCCACCUUGGACUCCUCCAAACACUCGGUGGGCGGAACUUCUGCGAGCGUCAGCCCCGGAGCCCAGCCGCAGCCCGCUCCGGCUCCGGUGCCCGUGGUGGCGGCCGGGCCGGUCGUGGCGCCUGCCAAGCUGGCCAAUGGCGUCGCAACAGGGAUGGCGAGGCAGCCGCCGCCCAGGAGUCGCACCAUACGAGCGGCCACCGAGGAGGCCCUGACGUCUCUCGCGUUACUGUGUCUGGUGAGCCUGCUCCUGGCGCUGCUGGCUCUGCUGUUCCUCCUCAAGAUAUCCGCGCCGGCGAGCAGCGCUCCCGAGGAGUUCGCGGUGGUUUACGAAGUGACGCUGGCUCUGUGUGCGUUAACAUUGUCGUUAAACUUGUGCUGCCUGCUCGUGUGUGCGAUUCAAUUCUUGUUUGCCGUGAAGCUGGUACAUUCACCACCAGCGCCAAACGGAAGAUCCAACAAAUACUUGCAGAAGUCUGCGAUUACAAGAGUAUGUGCCGUUGGAGGCUUUUUCAUUUCCAUACCAGUUUUUCUAACGGGAAUCAUUCUCUACACCUUCAUCCAAUUCCACUCGACACCAGCAAUAGUCACCUCAGUCUUCAUCGGCGUAGGGAUUAUUUUCUGUGGCUGUGCGAUGGUCCACAACGUAUUCGUGUGGCAAAAAGAGAAGACGAACCUGGUAAAGGCGUUCCGGAGUGCAGAGAUAACGAGUAUGAACACUUCGAAUGGUGUUAUCAUGAACGGCCACUUGAACAACACGGGGAAUGUUAGCUUUCAUAGCAUGAACUCUCCGUAUACGCAUCCCAUAACGCUACUGCAGCAAGGUGGUCCGUAUAUUAUUAGACCGCCAACGAGUACACCGCCGGGUGAAGGGGCAACCACGCCGGGCGGGGGCAUGCCGCCGGCGACCGUCGACUUGAGCCACGAUACUCACGAGCUCAGCACACUGGUGUGAGUCGUGGUGUGUCGUGGCUCGAGCGUGGAGCGUGGAGCGAACUCACUGCCGACAAGCCAGAGUUCUAGUCAACAUUUGUACUUGAGGCCAGAGAGCCUAGUUUUAACUGCCAUGUCUACUCAGGAAGCGACCAUUGAUUUUGUGUAAUGUUUUUUCUUUCAGUACAGUACUGGAUAUAUAAGCGCUUAGCCACAAGUUGACGUGAGAUUUUCAGUAAUUCCCGUUCUAUUAUGAUAGAUUUUUUUUUAAUGUUCGAUAAUUUGAUAAUAAAAACAUUAAUGCGCAGCGCCUCAUUUCAAGUUCAUGAAUGUAUGCCUUAUUUUAUAAACUCAUGACCUUUACCGACACGCAUUUCGUACAACUAUUACUACUAACAAUAAUAGUGGGCUAUGGUAAGUAGGUAUGUGUUUUUUUGUACGAGUACGGAAUUGUUUCAAUUGUUGAGAAGUGAGAACACCUGCUCUGAAUUUCGUCAUCAUUAUAAUUAUUCCUUCAUGAGGUUGUUUCAUUAAAAACAAGAAAUUACAAUUAAACAAAGAUAAAAUAAAAAAUAAAUGUGUGUAGUUAAGAGCGCCCUUAAGAAGUUAUUUUUUUUUCGACACAGAGAAAAACAAAUUAAAUAUCAUUUUGUACAUUUCUCAAAAGAUCAUAAAAUAAAGAUUAAAAUAUACAAUCAAUCAAUUCACAUCAAUUAUAAAAAGAAAUACUUCGAAUAAGUUAUAAUAAUUACUUUUAGUUUUAUUUAUUAUAUCUAUUAACUACUCAAUUAAAAUUGGGGUAAUAGCUCUUAUUAUAAUCGUUAUAAAAUACGUGUUCUGUAAUAAUAAAGUAAUAUUUAACAACAAACUUCAUGUUGCAUUUACUACACCUAUAAUAAUUAUAUGGCUGUGUGUGCAACAAUACAUACUUACAUAUUAUUGUGAGGACCAAGUUUUUAUUAGUUUUGUUAAUGUGACUGUAAAUAAUAGUUGUAAUAAGUGUUUUGCCAAUAAUAAUUUAUAUUUAGUAAGUUAUGAGUGCAGUGCCUACUUUAUUAUUAAGAAAUACAAUAUUUAUGUAUAUCUGGAAUGAAAUAUGAAUAUAUUUUAUAAUUCUAUUGUAUAAGAUGUAAAUAAUUAAUUAAUAAGUAUUGAUUGUUUAUUUGUAUUAUAUACAUACAUACAAACAUUUAACUGGAUAUUUUUAUUAUCUGUGGCGGUAAAUAUGUAGAUGUUUAUUUUCUACUUUGAUCGUCGGCAUCUUAUAUGAUAAUAUAUACGUCUACAAACACUGACACAGCCCGCUGUCAACACGUCAAAAAUAAUAGUAGCCAACUGUUAAGCUCGAUUCUCAGCAACACACACACACUAAAACAAAGUAACAUACGUAUGGCGAGUGUAACACAUAUAUCAUGACACGCGCACUAAAGUAAAUAAACCUGGCCCGUUAUCAUGCGUGGCCUAACAGCAAGAGGCUCUAUGUAGACAUAUAAAUGAUGUAAGGUCGGUAGUGUAGCAAUCAUUUAGUGCCGGCCAGUUUAUAUUGUAGUUCUUUGCAUCAAAAUAAAAAUUGCACAGUGUAGAGCUACAAUGGUAAUUAUAAAUAAGGCACGGGUCUCGAGCCCCUCAGUAGGAAACACUCAAAGCUUGAUGGAAGAGAAGACUUUUAAGGCAUCAUCUGUAUUUGAGACAUGUCAGUUUAAAUAAUUUAUGUUUUUAUAAGUUACACAAGAACUAAAAAUCACGGAAAUUGUUAUGAAGACACACUAAGUUAAUUCGAUGUUAUGUACGGCCAUGUUUAAAAUCAAAUCACGUGUAUACUAUGUAUAAGUUACAUCCCACCUGUGCGUUAUUAAUAAACACAAUAAUAGGCCAAUGUAUAUUUGUACAUAGCUACAUUCAAAUUAUGUAUGUAAUUAAUUUAUUUUUAAUUUAUGACAUACGCUAUUUUAGUGACAAUAAAAAAUUAUUUGAAAA
Messenger RNA from Leptidea sinapis, 3127 nucleotides. RefSeq lists its product as uncharacterized. The record is from RefSeq and is a predicted model, not a curated record. Lineage: Eukaryota; Metazoa; Arthropoda; Insecta; Lepidoptera; Pieridae. The transcript is spliced from 4 exons. The coding region runs from base 120 to 1172 and encodes 350 amino acids.